Messenger RNA from Fonsecaea monophora, 3888 nucleotides. RefSeq lists its product as hypothetical. The transcript is spliced from 4 exons. The coding region runs from base 1 to 3888 and encodes 1295 amino acids. The record is from RefSeq and is a predicted model, not a curated record. NCBI's taxonomy places the organism in Eukaryota, Fungi, Ascomycota, Eurotiomycetes, Chaetothyriales, Herpotrichiellaceae.
AUGGCAGAUCUCAAUGUCAAGGUUGGACAAAAGGUCGAGACUCAAGACGGCAAGCAAGGCACCGUCCGCUACAUCGGGCAGAUACAUGUUGCCUCGGGGGAAUGGUUAGGCCUCGAACUAGCCGAUGACACUGGCAAGAACGAUGGUUCCGUGAAAGGGGAGCGAUAUUUCAACUGCGCUCCAGGACAUGGCAUCUUCGUCCGCAAGGAGUCGGCUUGGACCCGCAACGAAGCCGAGACCCUCGAGCAUAGCUGCUGCGGACGUGGCAAGAAAGAGGCAGAGUUUGAUGAGCGCCGGCUCCGCAACUACAACAGGCUCAAGGUCGAUGAGGGUAUCUUCUCCGAUCAAAUCUCCUACGAAGCCUGCCCCAUCCUCUGCUACUUCGUCCGCCUCUACCCCAAGAACGGGCACUCCAGCAACUACAGCGCGAACGUCCGAUUCCAGUACGAAAUCGAGGCUGAGUUUGGCCGGGAAAUCUACAAUGGCCCCGCCGGCUUCACGACCAGACCUUCUUCGAUGCAACCACGCUCUUCCAUGGCCGCUUCUCGGUUGUCCAUAAAUCCCAAAGCUCCUCCUCGGCCUGAGAAAACCGAGCCUGUUGCCGAGAGCAUUGGCGCGAAACAAGCACCCCCGGUUGUGGAAGAACAACCGGCACCGACUCCUUCACCGGAUGCUGAAGACGCUGAAGAUCAAGAGCCAUCAAGCAUCGAAGCACGAACCUCAGUAACUGCCACCUCCCGAUCACAGCCACCGGCUGGUUCACGGAAUGGGUUCAGUUCUACUACUGAAGACAGAUCGCGACAGGCACAAGUCAUUAAAGCGCUGGAAACGAAAGUUCGGACAUUGCAGAAGCAGAGGCAGGAGGACCAAGCUCAAAUACAAAGUGUACAGGAACUCCAAAGCCAAGCGACACGCUACGAAGGAAUCAUCCAGACUUUGCAGAAAAGACUCAAAACCAACCAGCAAGAAAUUCAAGAACUCAAAGCCAAAUAUGAGGACGCAGAGGCUCGUGCUACUCAAGUGCCAGACCGUGGUGCCGAACACGACUCAGAACUAGAGCUUGCGACACUUGACAAGGAGAUGGCCGAAGAGCGUGCUGACAUGUUUGAGAGUGAACUGGAGGCAUUGAAGCUCAAGCACGAGGAGUUGGAGCUGGAAGCCGAAAUUCUGAGAGAGGAGAACCGGGAGUUGGCUUCAAUCAUGAGCCCUGAAGAGAAGGCAAGUGCAGGCUGGCUUCAGAUGGAACGAGAGACGGAGAGGUUACGCCAGGCACUGGUCAUGCUCAGGGACGUGACACAGCAAAACGAGGGCGACUUGAGGAACGAAAUCAAGGAGCUCCAUGAAACCAUAGAUGAGCUCGGCCAGACAGCUUCGAAGUAUGACGAGGUUGCGGCGAAGCUCAGCCGGGCGGAAGAAACAAACCAGCACCUCCGAGAACAGCUGGAGGCUGCGGAGGCGAACGACGAAAUCUUGGAUACCCUAGGCCAAGAACGUGACCAGAAUCGAAACUUGAUCGAACAGUUGAAGAGACAGGUUCAGGAUCUCGAGGAACACAUCCAAGUGGCGGACGAGCUCGAGGCAUUCCACGUGGAAGAAGAGAAGCGUUUGCAUUAUCAGUUGGAUGAAAGCGAAGCCAUGCUGCACGACAGACAUCGACAAGCUGCCGAGCAGGAAAAGACAAUCGAAGACAUGGAAUAUACACUAACAAAAUUCCGGGAUGUCGUGCAGGGUCUUCAGAGUGAUAUCGACGAACUCCGGCGUUCACGCGAGAUUAGUGAACUCGAGGCGAAUGAGAUGAGCAGCAAGUCCAGAGCGAUGAUGGAUCUCAACCUCAAGUUACAGAACUCGGCCGCAAAAAGUCAAUUGAAGGCCAUCGACCUCGAGCUUGGUAAGAUGCGCGCUGAGCAAGCUAGUUUACAUCUGGAAAUCGUACAGCACUUCGUCCCAGACACCUUUGACGUCGACAAGAAACCGAUCUUGGCUCUUUUGUGUUUCAAAAGAAUCCGGUCUAAGGCACAGUUGUGCAAAGUCAUCCUGGCGGAUCGAAUGCGUGAUAGGGCAGAGUUGCAUGAGAAUCCCAUGGCAGUGUUUGCCGUUAUGGAGAGGUUGAGCCUCAUUUUAAAUCUCUGUGAGCGGUUCGUGCAACACCUGUCGACAUGUUCAACAGACGACUUCAUGCGAUACGCUGGUGCCCCGUUUGAGCUAGAGCCUGUGGAGCAGGCAAUGACCAGCUGGGUGGAGGCGUUGCGCCGCGAUGAACUCGGUCAUGAAGGUGCCGAGUAUCUCCAACGCAUGGCUGAUAUUUUGGUCGACAUGUCUGAGAAGUUUGUCCCUGACACGCACGAAACUAAAGCAAUGGAGAUGAACUCAUCGAUCUCGAUGAUUGAGAACUACACAGAUAACAUUGCCAGUCGAGCACAGAUUUUGAGCAAAGCAGUGCAAGCCAAGCUAGGGGCGCCGAACGAUGGCGACGAAGAGUCGAUACUGUUCGAAAAGAAAAUGGACCAGCUUGGUAUCAAAGCUCGAACGAUCAAAUAUGUUUCUGGCAAGGUUAUGCAUGCAAUCAGCGAUCUCUGGGCACGCUCAAUGUGCCUGGGCGAGGCUAUGUGGAGUAAAUUCGUUGAAGCUGAGUUGUGCGCCGAAGCACUGUCUCACUUGACCCAAAGAGUUGGGGAAUCCGUGUUCGAGGAACUCAACAAGAUGGAGAUGGAUGAAGCACUCUCAUACUCGAAAAUUAUCACGCUUAUGACCGCGGUCGCAUCUGGAGAGCAACAACAGAAUGAGCCACAAGGAGCUUGCCCUGAUGAUGUCUUCGAGAUUCUGUUGAAGCAAUUACAGGUCCUGCAAGGGAAGAUCGAUGACUUGAAUGCGAAGUCUGCAGAUAUAUCUUGCGCUAUUGAGUUCGAGAAAUUGCCUGCGCCCUGGACGGCUCGCGCUCGUGAAGUCAAGGCACAAAAGGCUUUGUCACAAGACCUGCAGGAGGAGAUGAGUCGCUUGAAAUUGAAAAUCCAAGAACAGACCAUCAGGAUCAGUGAAAAAGACAAAGAACUUGAAGAGCAGCAAGUCAAGGUCGAAUUACUAGAAUCGAGAGCCAAGGAGACCAAGGCCAAGGAUGAAGGGGUGAAAGAAAUGAAAGAAGAGAUCACCAGGCUUCGCGCAGAGAAUGCGGCGGCUAUUGAAAACGUCCAGCGGCUUGAGACGGAAUACCAGACGCUCCUCGAGUCCCAGGAGAGUCAAAAGAUGGAGCUCGAGGCAAUCAAACAUAAGGGAAUGGCAGACGGACAAGGCCUGCCACUUGGGCCUGCAGACGAGUCGGCGACGCUGCGUCUAAAAGCGGAGGUUGAUCAACUCAAGCUGGAGAUUAUCAGUCUGCAAGCAGCAAUACGCUUCCUGAAGUCCGAGAAUCGACGACUCAUGGUACCUGUUGGCGAUUUGGCACAAAAAGCUGUCGAGCAUGAAUGGCUUGAUCCCAACCAUCUCAAGGGACCUUCAAACAAGGACGCCAGGACUCAACAACUGCGUGCCGGUUCGAAGGAGGUGUUUGCGAGCUUGAUGGACAUGGCCAAGACAGCAAAGCCUGUCAGACUCAAGCGAUCUACUACUACCACUCAAGAUAACACUGGGAAGACGUCGUACUGGCGAGCACGCACAGAUACCACAUUGUACCAAGUGCUCCAGCGGAGAGAGGAACUGGAGCGAUGGAAUGAAAUGAAGGAUGACUUGCUUAGGAGAGCGAGGAUCGUGGCUCAGUCGGGCUAUAUCCUCAAGCCAAAAGCGCCGACACCGAAAUACCGUCCAGCUUCUAAAGUUGGCGUCUUCAAGGUGGCCGAUACGGAAGAUGCAAACCCGGAGUUUGGGGUGCGAGUUGAUGGGAUCUGUAUAGUAUGA